Molecule: messenger RNA, 3595 nt
Organism: Limanda limanda (common dab)
Lineage: Eukaryota; Metazoa; Chordata; Actinopteri; Pleuronectiformes; Pleuronectidae
Product: ankyrin repeat and fibronectin type-III domain-containing protein 1-like
Exons: 18
Coding region: 151-3336 (1061 amino acids)
Biological process (GO): regulation of establishment of bipolar cell polarity; establishment of mitotic spindle orientation
Cellular component (GO): spindle
Molecular function (GO): protein binding
Source: RefSeq, a predicted model, not a curated record
CCCUCCAGUCUUCUCAUCUCGUCUUCCCUCUCCAGUCCUUCUUUCCAUGAACUAACAAUCCGUCACACCUUCAACUAGUUCUUCAUUCUCUCCAGCGUUUCUCCAUUGUCCUCUUCUUCCUCUCCUCUCCUCUCCUCUUCCUCUUCUGUCAUGUCUGUAUCCAUGAGGAACCACCCACAGCGGCGGCGCUCUCUGGGUCCCGUCUCACCUAAACGUUUAUACAGAAACCUGUCCGUCAGACUGAGGGGUGGAGAGUCAUCUGUUGCCGGGGAAGUGGACAAACUAAAGCUCAGCAAGUCUGCAGACGCUUACACAACCCUUUGGGAGGCCGUGGAGAACGAGGACACUUUGGCUGUACAAAGCCUGCUAUCCAGAGACCACAUCAGCAAUGGAGGAAGAGGAGGAGUAGCAGCAAGCCUGUGGGAGAGGGGAGAGAGGAAAGAAAGGGACUGGGAGAGAGAGCGGGUGAAGGGGGUGAACAGGAUGAGCGAGCAGGGCCUGGUGCCUCUGGACGUAGCGGCCCUCACGCACAACUCCCCUCUGCUCCAUGUGCUGACAAAGGGCGGCGCAAGGCAUAACCCCGUUUUGUGCCGGCCGGCCGAGUGGGCAAUUAAGCUGGACUCUCUGGUGGCACUGGCAGGUAAACGGGUGGAGGAGCGUAAGAAGGAGUUGGUGAGGAGGACCAGCACCGGGCCUCAGGCGCAGGCGGACAUCCAGAGACACAUCCGCCUCUGGAGCCUCCGGCUGCAGCUGUACUGCCGCAUGAGAGAGAAUUUCCAGAACACAGAGCUCCCCGGCCCCCCCACUCACGUGUCCAUCGUGGUGACCAGCACGUCCUCCUUGUUUGUGACCAUCAAGGAGCCGGAGGGUGACACUAUGGGGCUCAUCACACGCUACAGAGUGGAGUGGAGCACCUCAGACAGCUUCAAACGUAUCCUGUGCUCAGCCCAAGUUACAGAGACCAAGAAUCCCUCCUAUAGUGUCAAGGGACUCAUAGCGGGAGUGCAUUACUUUGUAAGAGUGAGUGCCUACAAUGUGAAAGGAUGGGGUCCGCCUCAGUGCUCCGCUCCAGCCAGCGCUGCCCCCUCCAGUUGGAGGGAGUGCACCGGUGUGAAGUCACAGUUCAGAAACCACGAGGGUCUAGUGAGGAAACUGCUGGAAGAUGCCAGAGAGCCACAAUACAGAGGAUACUGCAUAGAGAGCUCGAAGCCCCAGAGUCCCAGCAAGCGUCUGUCUGUGUCUCGAGGCAUCAAACAACUCUUCCAGUCUGCCACCAAGUUUGUUCGCCUCCUACAAAGGGGCGUGUACUUGGCAACUGUGUUCUACCACAAGGAAAACAUCCUGGUGACGGCUGAAGAUCAAAUCCCACUGGUGGAGAUCCAGUGUUGCUCCUCCUCCAUCACACAGGACUUCCUGUGGUUUGCUAAGUUGUCCUGUGCCUGGCAACAAGUGCCCUGGCUCCGGCAGGCUCUGUUCUCUGCACACUCCUCCCCCUCCUCCCUCCUCCAGAACAGGCACAACAUUUUAAGAGCCGUUUCCCAGCUGCAGUCUUCACUGGGAACGAUGGACCUGGGCCAGGUGCACUACGAACCAGUGAAAGACCGGCAGGGCAACGUACUCCUGGUGACUCUGAAGGAGUUCCCGAGUCUUCCCAGUCCUCCCGACCCUCCGCUCCACUGGAUGCCCUUGACCCGUCUGGAAAAGAACCGCAGCAGAACUCCCCUCCUGCCUGAGCCCACCGCCAUGGACAUGCUCUUCGAACAGCUCAGGGAGAAGCUGUCCCUCCACAGGCACAGCAUCCAGUGGGCCCAGCCGGGUCUGUACGUGGGCAUCCUGAAACUGUGCAGCUCGGUAGAACAGAUCCGGGUCCUGGUGCCUCAGAGGCUGCCCAAUCUGCUCUGCCACACGCGAGUCCGACACAACGCCCACGUGUCCAGAGACGAGUGGGCGUGGCUUCAGAGUCAUGUUUACACCACGACCAGUGGCAGCAACCAGAACCUGUUCAGCGGCGACGACGAGAGCCUAAUGGAGAACAGUGGACUGGUGGAGUUUGUGAGGUCCCUGAGAGCAGCCAUCACUCAUCUCCUGACCAAACUCAACAUCCCCCUCUACAGGGCCUACCAGUACGGCGUGUUCACUCGCGAGCUGCUGGAGUUUGGAGAAAAACUGUCCGUGCUGCUGCUGCUGCCUCCAAGUGAGGACUUCAGCUCCAGUUACUGGCCCCUGAUGGGCACCAAGGAGCCCGGCCUCACCAUGCCUCUGCAGAUCUUUGAGCUCGUUCACUUCUGGACGUACGAACGCGACUUCCUGUCCCAGUACUGCCAGGUCUGGGUGAGGCUGGAGCUGGACACACAUCUGGCCCAGCAGGCUCUGCGGGAGGCGCUGGACACCAAGGAGGUGCAGGAGGCCCGAGAGCGGCUCAACCGCAUCACCGAGCUUGCACAUCGUCUGGAUGUGGUGUGGAGGGACGCCCGCUGGAUCAUGGACUGUCUUCAGUGCGUUCGGUCCAAGCAGUGGGUGGGGGCGGUGCCUCUGGGUCUGGUGAUGGGCGGAGACCCACCGCCACGUCCUGAUGGUGAAGACGAGGAGGAGAGUUUGACCGUCAGACUGACGUGGCCCAAUCGGAUGCAAGUACAGAGAGCCAAUACAGAGAGUUUAGUCAGUUCAAUUCAACCAAACCUCGUCACUGCUGAAGUUUCCCCUCCAGCAGGAAUCACGGUUGCUACUGAAGGGUUUGCCAAACUGGCGUCAAUGGAGGGCGUGGCAAAGGGAGGUUACCCUGUGGACAUCACCGGCCAAUCAACUGCGGACUUGACCAACAUUGGCCCGUCUGAAAUAUGUGCAACCACUUUAAUCGAGUCUGGACUGGAGCCUGGUGCCGUCGCACAGAUGGACGUAGGCUUCACGGUUCUGGACGCGCAGGAGGCCUACAACAAUGAACAGGACUUUCCUUCCAGCAUCACUGAGGUAAUCCGGCCGAUGGAGAUGUCGGAGUUAGUGGACAUCCUGCCAACACUGAGUCUCAUCGAGGAGGAGACCUCCAGUGGUCCGCCCACACCAUCAGUCAUGGACGUGCUGCAGAGCUUUGGGCUGGGGAUCGAUGAAAACAACACGUUGAUCGACUUGGGGAACUCCGGCUUGAUCAGCGGAGCCGGGACUCUCUCCGAACACAACCUGCACUGUAACAACAGCAGCGGGGGUGAGGCCCACGGUGAGGACGUGGCGUCACAAGAACAGGAUGCGUCGGCUUCUCGCGGCGUGUCCAGAGCCACCGGUGGUGACUUUCCAGUGAGAAACCAAGUGGAGUGGGACAGACCCUCCAACAGCUCGUCCUGAUAUCGACUCAACCAACAACUACUUUGAACUUGUGUCCUUUUGAAAUGACAGUGAGCUGCGCGCCACUGGUUGGUAGAGAAAAUAGAGUUUUAGGUUUGGAAAUUGCUUGGAUCAGUUCCAGUUUAUCUGGAUUUCUAAGGCCCCUUUAGGCUACAUCCAUACUACAACGUUUUCCUGUGAAAACUCUGCUGCAGUUACACCUGGCGUCCACACUACUCCGGAGUUUUAGAGCCGCUCAAAAAGAGAAGUUUGGAAACAC